AUGGCCGCAGCAGGAUACGCCGUACGGCUAUGUCUCCGAACAUGCCGCCAGGCGUCCGCCGCGCGACUGCUACCCACGGCUGGCCUUUCAAUGGCGCCACGCCGCGGCCUCACAACGACGGCGACAACGUGGGCGCCCGGCGGCGGGCGCAACCGGGGCUCGGCCAACCCGUACGAGCACCUCGAGGAUGCCUUCAAGGACCUUUCGCCAGAGCAGCUCAAGGCGCUGGAGGCGGCGAUCAGGGAGGACGAGGGCCCCGACUCGCCGGCGUCACUGAACGACUUUCUGUCGGCGGAGGAGCCCGAGCUUCGCAAGGAGCAGGCCUUUGACGCGCAGUACAGGGAGCUGAUCAGGCAGAAGCCGGCGCAGCGCUCGUCGCUCUUCUACGACGAGCUCGAUCCGGAGACGGUGACGGAGGAUACGGGCGCCGAGUUCGACGAAGACGACAUCACGUCCCUAGCGCACGGCAAGCUGGACGAGAUCAGGGAACACCGACACUACGCCCGCGUGGCCGCCUGGGAGAUGCCCCUGCUAUCGAAACUCGCCAAGCCGUUUGAGCCGCCGACGAAGGAGCAGGUGCUGCGAUACCGAUACACGACAUACAUGGGCGAGAACCACCCGGCAGAGAAGAAGGUGGUCGUCCAGUUCUCGCCGGCCGACCUGGGCUUGACGCCGGUGCAGGCGAACAAGCUCAAGAAGCUGGCGGGAACGCGGUACGACCCGGGCAAGGACACGAUCAAGAUGAGCUGCGAGAGCUUCGACCACGCCGCGCAGAACAAGCGAUACCUCGCGGACCAGGUGGACACGCUCGUGGCUGCGGCCAAGGACCCCAAGGACACAUUCGAGGACAUUCCUCUGGAUACGCGACACUACAAGCCGGUGGUUAAGCCCAAGUUCCCCAAGGCGUGGCGGUUGACGCCUGACCGUAAGAAGGAGCUGGCGGCGUUGCGGGAGCAGGCCAAGCAGCUGGACGCCGGCAAGGAGGCCGAGGGACAACUGGUGGACGGGCAGAAGAUGAUCGACGCGAUGCUGGGCGGGCCUUCCAUCGUUGCACAGCAGACGCUAAGCAAAGAGGCCAUGGCCGAGAUGUUGGUGGUCGCGCAGAGGCAAGCGGGGCCCAAGCCCGCAAAGCAGGGCAGAAACUAG
Verticillium alfalfae VaMs.102 is the source of this 1146-nucleotide messenger RNA. Its product is annotated as 37S ribosomal protein S24. NCBI's taxonomy places the organism in Eukaryota, Fungi, Ascomycota, Sordariomycetes, Glomerellales, Plectosphaerellaceae. The record is from RefSeq and is a predicted model, not a curated record. Gene Ontology annotation, biological process: mitochondrial translation. Gene Ontology annotation, cellular component: mitochondrial small ribosomal subunit. Gene Ontology annotation, molecular function: structural constituent of ribosome. Bases 1 to 1146 code for a protein of 381 amino acids. The transcript has 3 exons.